Folsomia candida is the source of this 1754-nucleotide messenger RNA. RefSeq lists its product as uncharacterized. The record is from RefSeq and is a predicted model, not a curated record. Gene Ontology annotation, cellular component: extracellular region. Gene Ontology annotation, molecular function: chitin binding. The coding region runs from base 458 to 1471 and encodes 337 amino acids. The transcript is spliced from 2 exons. NCBI's taxonomy places the organism in Eukaryota, Metazoa, Arthropoda, Collembola, Entomobryomorpha, Isotomidae.
UUUUGCUUGUGAAGAUUGCUUGUUUUGCGAUUUGUUUGUGGGUUUGGAGAUGAGGUUAUACACACAUUUGUGAGGAGUCUCAAGCCUUAAUCCUUUUAAAAGUCGUUCGAAUCAUUAAGUUAACAUUCAGCUUUUUGAGUAUGAACGUACCAGGAAUUGUCAAUUACCUCAUUGCUCUCUUGUCGUAAAAGUGUUGUUAUUUGCUACAUAAUAAACAACGAGUAGAAGUACAGCACCCUCCCGUUGAGCUAAACGGUCGCGUUAUAAAUAAAACGGUAUCCAAAGCCGUGCUACAGUACAGGCACAGGUGCUUGUGUGGGACACAAGAGACAAUCAGAUAGUACUUAAAAUUUUGUAAAUCAGUGAAUUUCAAUAAAAUAUUGAUCAACGUUAGAGCAACAAUUUAAGAAAUUAAUAAGCAAGCCAAAAGAAUAGAAUUUUUUUCGGAAAUUGUGCAAUGGUCAACUCUGGAAAGAUAUCCGCGAUAGCUAUGAGCCAUUCUACUCUGUGGAUUGCAGUGCUGGUCGUCCACGUGGGUUGCAUAAUCGAAGCCCAGCCUUCAAAAUACCCGUCGUCACCUGUAACGUCAUCCUCCGAAGAUGAAAAGCUGAUUCCUGCAGCAUCGCAAUCCGCUCUAUACACCUCCUCAGGCAAGAACAGCAUUCGGGACAAGAAAGAAAGUUUCAUUGUGAACCACCAGCGAACUUUCACUCGUGGAGCGAAUCGUGCCAGGAAAUACUCCACAAUUGCAUCCACAACCGUUACCAGCACCACUACUACCACCCCAACGACCACUCUUGCAAAUGGUAUUGACUCUGACGAUUCAUGCUCCCGUAAAAAUGACGGCUAUUAUCAAAAUUUCGGGUCAGAUUGUACAUCAUACUACUUUUGCGCGGCUGGUUACCAACUCACCUAUGUUUGUCCUCCGGGAGAGAGAUUCAACGGAAAAAAGUGUGAUGAAGAUUACCGUUGCCCAGUAAAACCAGGGUCCAACCCGUGUGGGAAUAAACCCAACGGAUAUUAUGCUUAUCAAGGGGGACGCCACCCAGGAAAGUACUUUUACUGCUUUCAGAAAGCUAAAGUCAUAGAAUUGCAGUGCGAAACUGGGAAGGUUUUCGUAAAUGGAAAGUGCUGUUCUCAGCAUUUCCCUCAAGUUGCGAGUGGCGAUCAAGUAGCCAUUGUUCCUUUAGAUGGUGUCACGAAGGUUGAGAAAAGCCCCCCUUAUAAACACCUUCCCGAUAAUGUUACAUCAGAUAAGCCUUCAGAUAAGGAGGAGGAAACCUGUUUAGAAAAAUCUAAUGGGUUCUACACCGAGAGGAGGAGUAGUUGUACUAAAUAUUAUUUCUGUAUUAAUAAUGAAAAGACGGGUCUUAAUUGUCAAGUCGGUCACUUAUUUAAUGGUGACCUUUGCGUUCACUCUUCCCGCUAUGAGUGUCCCUACGAUUCGGAAGGGAACCUAAUUCAAAAUUAGCUAUUAUUUAGUAUAUCAAUCCAAUAAAAAACUUUAAUUUUGCCAAAGUCAAUAAGCAAAUAAUUAAACCUAUGCAUCAUUUUCUGAAAUAUGAAAUAUGCACAAAAAAACCUCAACUUUCUCAGGGUAUAUAUUGUAAUAAUCAUCAUGUAAAUAUAUAUGAAAUUAUUUGCAUUUUGUUAUAAUUUCUAAGAUUAUAUAAAGUUCGACUAAAGAAGAGAGUCAUUCAAGUGGAAGACUGUUUAAUGAAGGAAUGAAAUAAAUAUGAUAUUAUUAUGCCAUA